AUGUUUCGUUCAAGAACGAGCGCGCGGAAGCCUGAUGAUGAGUUAUUGGCAGACUUCAGACAGCAGUUCCCCGAGGUCUCUGCCGGAGUCACAGAGUCUGCCGCCCCUGCCAUCUCUCAGGCAACCACUGCCGUCUUUCAACCCAUCAUCAAUGCACCAGUCAAUGAGAGAGCACAUAUCGAAACUGCAGCCUUUCGAGACAUGGACCCUACGCCGCGAGCUGUUAAUGAUCCUUGGCGAUUUACACCCUCACUCCUCGAUGCCAAUGCCUUUACCUUCAAUUCUCUCACACCAGGCGUUGCCAACGUUACAAGUGUUGCUGGCGUUCCAGGCAUUCCAGGCGUGACAGGAGUCCCAGGUCAUCAAGCAUACUAUCCUCCUACACCUGGAGGAUCAGGCACCUUGCUUCCUCCUCAUGCAGUUGAGAUAGUGCCCUCUUCCGCAAUGGCUAUAACCACUGGCUUAGAAACCCCCCUAUCGAUACCGACGACACUCGACAUCAUCCAGCCAAGCAUUGAAGUUCCCAACUUGGCAGGAUUCCCUACAAUAGAUACACUUCCGAUCGCCCCCUAUGAGGCCUUCGUCCAGGCACCACACCCGCAGCAAGCUUUCGUACAAACCGGCGUACCGACCGAGUUCGUACAUCACGAUACGGGUUACGAGACGAUGGACCAUGAUGGAUCUCCAAUGGACUCGGAUCCGUCAGAGGAACGAAUCCCGACGAUUGCCUCUGCGCUGCACCCGCAGCAGCUAAUAGGAAUUCCAAUCUCCCAUCCUCUCCCCGCAUCUGCUGAGAAAUUUCGAUUUCACUCAACGCUGAAUGCCCCUACAGCUAUGGUAAAGCAUUCCACUGAGAUCCCAGUGACUUACUUGAACAAGGGGCAAGCCUAUACGUUAUCCAUCGUCGACACAGGCACAGCAGUCCCUAUCAGCCCUGGUACUAGAUACAGGACAUACGUGCGCAUAUCCUUUGAAGACGAGCAGCAGCGACAGAAACCAGGCAUUUGCUGGAGCUUGUGGAAAGAGGGCAGGGGAACAAACGAGGCUCAUCAAAGAGGUGGUCGUUUACAAGCUGUCGAGUACGUCGAAGCUGGCCAACCCGCCGAAGGCGAUGACAAGAGAACGCGGGUUGAGCUGGAAUCUUCGUCGUUUGACGGCUUCUCCGUCGUAUGGACGCCCGGUUUGAAUGGUGCCGCCGAAGUCAACAUCCCUGUCCGCUUCAACUUUCUCUCGACCGACUUCAGCCACUCGAAAGGUGUCAAGGGCAUUCCUGUACGCCUCUGUGCCAAGACCAGCAUUUUCUGUUCGGAUCAGUUACCGUCGCCUCCAGAUGCAGCCCCUGAGACAUGCUAUUGCAAAGUCAAGCUGUUUAGGGACCACGGCGCUGAACGAAAGCUCUCCAACGAUGUUGCCCAUGUGAAGAAGUCGAUUGACAAGCUCAAACAGCAGAUUGCGCAAGCUGAGAGUGGGAUGAAGGAAUUCAAACGGAAGAGAUCGGGAGCUGUGGCAAAGGGAGGAAUACCCGCCAAGCACAAGCACAAGAGAACUUGGUCCAUGUCCUCGGCCAGCUCUGCUGGUGGUACAGCCCCCCGCUUGACAUUGGAGGAUGAUUUGCAUUUCAAGUUGCAGACACUUCAAGAUAUGUUCACGAGCACGCGGCCCGUGAGUGUUUUGUAUCUACGGGGCGAUGAACUCGACGACCCCGACCUGCAUCCUGUAUCGCUACAGGGCGAAUCAUUGCCGGGCAAGGCAGACUUUUUGCGUGAAGGGAGCAAUUGGCAGGCUCGUAGCACACACAGCUCCGUUGCCGGCUCGUUGGUGUCCCCCUCCCCAAGCUCACUCUCUCUAGCAUCUCAAGCAUCUGCCAUUGGCCCCGGAUUGCAGUGGCAGAAUUUUGAUUCUACUGGAGUCAAGAGGGUUGAAAACCCCACUACGAUCAGCAAAACGGAGGAAGACGGAACUUUAAGUGGAUGGAUCGAGGCUCUAGGUGUCGACCCGACUUAUCGACCUCCGCCUGAGCGGCCAGCCAAACCGGUGGCUUGCUUCUACAUUGCUUAUUCGGGAAGGGCAGAGGCAGGAAAGAAGGAGUACCACAGGGCCAUCUAUCUUUCAUCGCGCACGCUCCGGGAACUCAACGGCCGGAUCGCCGCCAAGUGGGGACUCGACGCAUCUCUCAUAGUUCGCACCAUUCAUGUGACGAAGCCGGCCGGUAUCGAGAUCGAAAUAGACGACGACUUCGUCCAGGAGUUGAGGGAAGGCCAGGACAUGCAGCUAGAGAUUGAGGAUGUGGUUGAACAGCCAAGCAUCAAACGAGAUUGGGAGAUGUCCAUUGACGACGGACCCGAAGGUCCUGCUGCCAUCCCGACAGGCCUGGCUCUCCGGCUCCUUUUCUAG
Molecule: messenger RNA, 2394 nt
Organism: Trichoderma aggressivum f. europaeum
Lineage: Eukaryota; Fungi; Ascomycota; Sordariomycetes; Hypocreales; Hypocreaceae
Product: transcriptional regulator family: CP2
Exons: 3
Coding region: 1-2394 (797 amino acids)
Biological process (GO): regulation of transcription by RNA polymerase II
Cellular component (GO): nucleus
Molecular function (GO): RNA polymerase II cis-regulatory region sequence-specific DNA binding; DNA-binding transcription activator activity, RNA polymerase II-specific
Source: RefSeq, a predicted model, not a curated record